Molecule: messenger RNA, 210 nt
Organism: Mesocestoides corti
Lineage: Eukaryota; Metazoa; Platyhelminthes; Cestoda; Cyclophyllidea; Mesocestoididae
Source: the annotation of a GenBank genome assembly
AUGAUAGCGUCAAUGAUAAGACGCGUGGCGGUGGCGGAGGCGUACGACUCUGAAAGCAGCGACGACGCGCUAAUUAUCACAAAUUUCAAUCCAUUCACUGCUACUCAGGCGUGGGAGUUAAUAUCCCUACCACUACCACCUCCUCCUCCUCCUCUUCAUCCCCCCCCCUCCUCACACCCCUCACCCCAAAACCCGGCAAAGAAGUGUUAA